AGAAGGCAAAUCAGCCCGAGACCCAAGACCGAGGCACCCUUCACGUGGCAAUCUGGCGCAGAUCGGGGUGGUGGAGUGUUGGCAAGCAAGCUCAGUGAUUGAGAUUUUUGCUUUGGGCCGCAUAGAAUCAGCCACCGCUUCUCUGAAGACGAUCGUAUGUGGCAGCUGCAUCAGCUGCAUCAACAGCAGCAGCAGCAGCAGCAGCUGUUGCGCCGGUUGCCACACGCUCCACAAAACCACCUCCAACUCAUUGUCGAGUUCGUGUGUGUGCAUCCUAGACUUUCAGUUUUUCGGUUUUGCCUCAUAUAAAUACGCCAUGUGGCAGCUACCACAGAUCAGUCAGAAUUCGGCGCUGCUUCCAAGCGCUAGUCUCAUCCCAAAGAUUCCGAUCAGUCCGUAGCACAGCUUCAGUUCCAGCUCCAGCUUCAGAUACCAGUGGAAUAUGUUCAAGUUACUCGGCUUGACGCUGCUCAUGGCGAUGGUGGUCCUUGGGCGACCGGAGCCACCAGUUAACUCGUAUCUACCUCCGUCCGAUAGCUAUGGAGCACCGGGUCAGAGUGGUCCCGGCGGCAGGCCGUCGGAUACCUAUGGAGCUCCUGGUGGUGGAAACGGCGGACGACCCUCAGACAGCUAUGGCGCACCAGGCCAGGGUCAAGGACAGGGACAAGGACAAGGUGGAUAUGGAGGCAAGCCCUCAGAUUCCUAUGGAGCUCCUGGUGGUGGAAAUGGCAACGGAGGUCGUCCAUCGAGCAGCUAUGGCGCUCCUGGCGGCGGAAACGGCGGUCGUCCUUCGGAUACCUACGGUGCUCCUGGUGGCGGAAAUGGUGGACGCCCAUCGGACACUUACGGUGCUCCUGGUGGUGGUGGAAAUGGCAACAACGGUCGACCUUCAAGCAGCUAUGGAGCUCCUGGUCAAGGACAAGGCAACGGAAAUGGCGGUCGCCCAUCGAGCAGCUAUGGUGCUCCUGGCGGUGGAAACGGCGGUCGUCCUUCGGAUACCUACGGUGCUCCUGGUGGUGGAAACGGUGGUCGUCCUUCGGACACUUACGGCGCUCCUGGUGGCGGCAAUAAUGGCGGUCGUCCUUCAAGCAGCUACGGCGCUCCUGGUGGUGGAAACGGUGGUCGUCCAUCUGACACCUACGGCGCUCCUGGUGGCGGAAACGGAAACGGCAGCGGUGGUCGUCCUUCAAGCAGCUAUGGAGCUCCUGGUCAGGGCCAAGGUGGAUUUGGUGGUCGCCCAUCGGACUCUUAUGGUGCUCCUGGUCAGAACCAAAAGCCUUCUGAUUCAUAUGGCGCCCCUGGUGGCGGCAAUGGCAGCGGCGGACGUCCUUCGAGCAGCUAUGGAGCUCCAGGCUCAGGACCUGGUGGCCGACCCUCCGACUCCUACGGACCCCCAGCCUCUGGAUCGGGAGCAGGUGGCGCUGGAGGCAGUGGACCCGGCGGCGCUGACUACGAUAACGAUGAGCCCGCCAAGUACGAAUUUAAUUACCAGGUUGAGGACGCGCCCAGCGGACUCUCGUUCGGGCAUUCAGAGAUGCGCGACGGUGACUUCACCACCGGCCAGUACAAUGUCCUGUUGCCCGACGGAAGGAAGCAAAUUGUGGAGUAUGAGGCCGACCAGCAGGGCUACCGGCCACAGAUCCGCUACGAAGGCGAUGCCAACGAUGGCAGUGGUCCCAGCGGUCCCAGCGGACCUGGAGGUCCUGGCGGUCAGAAUCUGGGUGCUGAUGGCUACUCCAGCGGUCGUCCCGGCAAUGGAAAUGGCAACGGAAAUGGCGGUUACUCCGGCGGACGUCCAGGUGGCCAGGAUCUGGGACCCAGUGGAUAUUCCGGUGGUCGUCCAGGCGGUCAGGAUCUAGGCGCCGGUGGCUACUCCAAUGGCAAGCCGGGCGACCAAGACUUGGGACCAGGCGGUUACUCCGGCGGUCGCCCUGGCGGGCAGGACUUGGGUCGAGACGGCUACUCCGGUGGACGUCCAGGUGGUCAGGACCUCGGUGCCGGCGGCUACUCCAAUGGCAGGCCAGGCGGCAAUGGCAAUGGUGGAUCCGAUGGCGGUCGUGUGAUCAUCGGUGGACGUGUGAUAGGCGGCCAGGAUGGCGGUGAUCAGGGCUACUCCGGCGGACGUCCCGGUGGUCAGGAUCUGGGCCGUGAUGGCUACUCCAGCGGUCGUCCUGGUGGUCGUCCAGGCGGUAAUGGCCAGGAUAGUCAGGAUGGCCAAGGAUACUCGAGCGGCAGGCCGGGUCAGGGUGGCCGGAAUGGAUUCGGACCCGGUGGUCAGAACGGUGACAACGAUGGCAGCGGUUAUCGGUACUAGGAACGACUCACAGACACAUUUAGCUAGAUUCCCCGAACAUAUAGCAAUACCUAGUGUUAAGUCCUUCUAGAACUAUGUCCCCUACCUUUGCCCCUCAUCCUUCCGCAUCUAUUCGUGCCCAUUCUAUCCCACUUCUUGCUGUCUUCCGCCCAUCCAUUCAGCCUGCUCAAUUCCUCGUAGUCGUAAGUCCCUGUUGAUCUAAAUGCAAGUGCGAAAAAUAACCCAAAAAAAGGAAUGAAAUGAUAAAGCUACUUCCGA
Messenger RNA from Drosophila mauritiana, 2572 nucleotides. RefSeq names its product pro-resilin (gene resilin). Gene Ontology annotation, biological process: positive regulation of transcription by RNA polymerase II. Bases 443 to 2314 code for a protein of 623 amino acids. NCBI's taxonomy places the organism in Eukaryota, Metazoa, Arthropoda, Insecta, Diptera, Drosophilidae. The transcript has 3 exons. Gene Ontology annotation, cellular component: extracellular matrix; RNA polymerase II transcription regulator complex. The record is from RefSeq and is a predicted model, not a curated record. Gene Ontology annotation, molecular function: transcription coactivator activity.